CGCUUUCCAUUGCACUGAGACCUCAAAUAGGGAGCAGUUAUGUCAGAGAACGCAUUCAUCCUAGUUCUCUUCCUAGCCCUGCCAAUGGCUCAGCCCAGUUCGGUGAGCUUGAGCCGCCUCCAAUGUGAGAAGAACCCAAAGUAUUUCAGAACCCUGAACGUGACCUUCGCCAACAACACCAUCACGGCGGAUAUAUAUCUGGAACAGGGCCUUAAGACAGGCUUCCGGGGUCACAUAGAUGUCCAGCUACGGCUGACGAAUGCCAAAAAGUUUCAGAGCCUGGUCCAGACCGACACGGACUACUGUGAGCUGCUCUCGAGCCUUAAGGAAUCGCUUUUCCGACGCUGGAUCAAGAGCUUGGCCAAGAACAGCAACUUUAUGGAGAACUGUCCCAUUCCGCCCGGACCUUACUAUCUCAAGGGCUAUCAUGUGGAUAUGGGUCUGGUGCCCUCGUACCUCCUGAACGGUGAUUAUCGCCUUCGGGCUCUGGUCUACUACGGAAAGUAUCACACCAAGAGCCGGAUAUUCCUUAUCCAGUGCACUGUGGAGGCAUCAAUGCAAAAAAAUUAA
Drosophila subobscura is the source of this 570-nucleotide messenger RNA. RefSeq lists its product as uncharacterized. The coding region runs from base 40 to 570 and encodes 176 amino acids. NCBI's taxonomy places the organism in Eukaryota, Metazoa, Arthropoda, Insecta, Diptera, Drosophilidae. The record is from RefSeq and is a predicted model, not a curated record. The transcript has 2 exons.